Messenger RNA from Oncorhynchus nerka (sockeye salmon), 330 nucleotides. Its product is annotated as voltage-dependent T-type calcium channel subunit alpha-1H-like. Gene Ontology annotation, molecular function: low voltage-gated calcium channel activity; voltage-gated sodium channel activity. The transcript is spliced from 4 exons. Lineage: Eukaryota; Metazoa; Chordata; Actinopteri; Salmoniformes; Salmonidae. Gene Ontology annotation, cellular component: plasma membrane; voltage-gated sodium channel complex; neuron projection. Bases 4 to 330 code for a protein of 108 amino acids. The record is from RefSeq and is a predicted model, not a curated record. Gene Ontology annotation, biological process: calcium ion import; positive regulation of calcium ion-dependent exocytosis; membrane depolarization during action potential.
AAGAUGGCAACAGGGAUGAGAGCUCUACUAGACACUGUGGUUCAGGCCCUGCCUCAGGUGGGGAAUCUGGGUCUCCUCUUCAUGUUGCUGUUCUUCAUCUAUGCAGCACUGGGAGUGGAGCUGUUUGGGAAACUGGAGUGUUCCGAGGAGAACCCGUGUGAGGGUCUGAGUCGUCACGCCACGUUCCAGAACUUUGGCAUGGCGUUCCUCACCUUGUUCCGCGUUUCCACCGGUGACAACUGGAAUGGAAUUAUGAAGGACACGCUGCGGGACUGUCGUCCAGAGGACCGUUCCUGUCUGUCCUACCUCCCUCUGGUUUCUCCGGUCUAA